This is a messenger RNA of Westerdykella ornata, 555 nucleotides long. RefSeq names its product D-tyrosyl-tRNA deacylase-like protein. The coding region runs from base 1 to 555 and encodes 184 amino acids. Gene Ontology annotation, molecular function: D-tyrosyl-tRNA(Tyr) deacylase activity. The transcript is spliced from 6 exons. The record is from RefSeq and is a predicted model, not a curated record. NCBI's taxonomy places the organism in Eukaryota, Fungi, Ascomycota, Dothideomycetes, Pleosporales, Sporormiaceae. Gene Ontology annotation, cellular component: cytoplasm. Gene Ontology annotation, biological process: tRNA metabolic process.
AUGCGAGCGGUUUUGCAGCGGGUGAAAUCUGCCAGCGUCACCGUAGACGGAAAGCUGAUAUCCGAAAUCGGCAAGGGUCUACUUGUACUGGCGGCAAUCUCCAGAGAUGACACAGAAAGAGAUAUAGAAGCCAUGGCUCAAAAAAUUCUGAAAGCGAAGCUCUGGGACGAUGCAUCCAAAGAACCCCCUGUUCGCUGGAAGCUAGGGAUAAAGGACAUUGGAGGUGAAGUUCUUUGCGUGUCCCAAUUCACGCUUCAUGCCUCUCUGAAGAAGGGUGCGAAACCAGACUUCCACCAGUCAGCCAACGGCCUCAAAGCGAAGACUCUCUAUGAAAUGUUCUUCAACAGGGUGCAGGCGCUCUAUUCAUCCGAAAGGGUUAAAGACGGGAUGUUCGCGGCCAUGAUGGAUGUGCAACUCAUCAACGAUGGGCCGGUUACUAUACAAAUAGACACGGAUCCUCCAAAGUUGCAAGAUCCUACGUCACUUGGUACCCCCUCCGCUUCCAUCGAUAAUAUGACUAAGAUAUCGAAAGAGUCGGCUGAACCGCUCGAGUAG